GAACCCGUGUCCCCUGAAUCGGCAGGCAGGCUCUCAACCACUGCGCCACCAGGGAAGCCCCUAAGUGAUUGAAUUUUAAAAGCACUUAUUGAAUCAAACCAACCUAUGCUCUUAUUGAAUUUUUAAGUUGCUCUGUUAAUUUGAUAUUAAAGCAAAAUUAAAAGAUGUCUUAGUUUUUCUCAUAGAACUUUGAUAUGUCAAAAGCCAUAUUGUCUAAAUGUGUUUCUUAAGCAAAUACUGAGUAGUGUUUUAAAUUCAGACUUAAGAGCUUCUAUUGUGAAUGUAUAAGAAUGAUUAAUACUGUUUUUAAAGACUUCUUUCUUUUAAUCAUACAUUCAGGAAAUAUUUUAAUUUCAUGGUCACAGAAUGGUGAUUAAGUAAUACCUGUUGUUUUCUUUUCUUUUCUAGUAACUAAGAGGAGAUAGUUAUUUUAUUUGUUGUAGCAAAUUCCUACAUGAAAAUUAGGCAAAUGGUAUCAUAUCUGGCCAGCUGCAACCUCCUGCCUUGACCUUCAUUCCUAGGGUUUCUUUGUUGUUGUGACUCUUGAUUAAGUGGCCUUGAGUUCAUUUUGUAAUUUUGCUAGUCAUCAGCAAAUUCACUUGUAUGACAUUAUUGUCAAGUGAGAAUGCAGUUGAGUUACUGUGAUUCCGGUAUAGGGUUGUGCCAUGUAGAAAACCUUACGUUUAUUGACAUUUACCUAUGUUCAUUGAAUUUAUCUCAUUAAAUGUCAUUACCGUUGUCUGUUGUCAAGUCUGAAUGUCUAUGCUUUAUUUGAAUUUAAAAUGGGACUUCCAACCUGUUUUAGCUCAGUUCUUAAUUCACUAAGGUACUGGGAGAAAGCUGACAUAAGAAAAUGGUGUUUUUACUGAAAGAAAAAAGGCAAAUAUGAGUCCAAUUUAAUUCAUAUUCUAUAUCAUCAAGUUGACUAAUCAUAUCAGAUUACAUUUAUUCCUCAUUUUAUAUAUAUAUACAUUAACUUAAAGUAAAAAAACAGUAUGAAGGAAUUCACUUAUACAUUCAUUCUAUAAAUGUUUAUUACAAUUAUUAAAUAUAAACAGGUUCAACUUACCUUAAAAAGAAGGCUUGCAAACUUACAGCAAUUGUCAUAUUAGUAGUAAAACAUUUGAUGUUACUAUCACAGUUUCUAUUCAACAUUUUGCUGGAAGCCACACCUGGUGCAGAAAUUAAAAUUAAAUGUAACUAUUAGCAAGGAAGAGACAAAAUUGUUAUCAUACAGUAGGAUUAUCUACUUAGAAAAUCCAAGGACUGAUUUUUUUAAAAAGUCACCAGUUUAGAAAACAAAACAAAGUUUAACCAUCCAAGUAUACACAAAGCAAAGAAAUAUUUAAGAUGAAAAACAAUUAAACUAUAGUCUAUGUUUUCUUCCUCAUGCUGGAACAAAUAUUAAAGAAGCAGUGACUGCUUAUGUUAUAUCUGAUAAAUUUCACAAUCAAAAUUUGAAUGGUAAAUAAAGAUGAAAUUUACAUUAAAUAAUGAAAACCUAGUAGUACUGAUUUAGUCAUUUUAAAGAACAUAAUGCCAAAAUACAUGAAAGAAAAGUAGACAGAAAUGUGAGAGCAGGCAGAAAUGUAUACAUACUUCGAUAGUUUGUUUCUUAUAGAAAUAGGUUAAUAUGGAGACAAAAGGUACUUCUCUAAAAUAACAUCUGUGUUGUAGAGGAUAUGUUGGAGGAUAAUUUCAAAAUAAUGAAAAUUCAAAUCUAUGCAAGCAAAUUUAUGUGAUGAUACCCAAGCAGUACUAUAAAGAAAAAAAUCAUGCUUUAAAUAUCUGUAUUAGGGAUAAGGCGUAAGUAAAUGUUUUCUUUUUUUUUUUUUAAGGAGUUUGUGGUUAGAAUUUAGAAAGAGAACAAAAGAAAUCAAAGUGGAAUAAGAAAACCAAGCAUGAAUGACAAAAAUUAGAAAAAUAUAUGAAACCAUUAAUUGGUUCUUACAGAUUAAAUUGGUAAAAUGUCAGCUCAAUCGUAAAAGUACAAAUUAGUACAUUUAUAAUUGAAUAGGAGAUAUAUAAAAUAAAUCAAUUAGAUUUGAAAAGAGAGAUCUGUCAGCUUGAUGCUAAAAAUUUAAUUACUAGUAUCAAAAUAUCUGGCUCCUUAUAAUGAUAUAAUAUGAUAAAACUGACAUUUAAAAGAGAAUAUGUCCAGACUGGUUAUGAGAAAUAAUCCAUAAAUUGUCAGAAAUAACCAAUUAAAAUGUCAUCUGCUUGUGAUGGCUGUCCUGAGACUUUUCCAAAGUAUCAAAUAACAAAUCAUUUCCAUAUACUCCCAAAGUAUAGAAAAUGAUAGCAAGAUACCCAGUUCCUUUGCUGAAGUAAAUGUAAUUUUCAUUAAAAAAAGUAAAAAGCAAUAUAAAGACAUUUAGGAGAUUCUUAUUUAUGAACAUAGAUGCAAAAAUCCUAAUAAAAUCUCAGAAAAUUGAAUAGAGAAAUAUUUGGAAGAACUGCUAACAUAAUUCUAGAGUUACAAAGUUCAUAUAACAGCUGCAGAACACAUUACAUUAAUAAAAAACAAUAAAAUCGUACAUCACUGUAAUAUACACCAAAAAGGCAUCUGAAAAAGUUCAAUGUCUAUUUCUAAUUAAACUUAAAAAAAAACUCUCUAAAAGUAUGUUUUAGAAGAAAGAAUAAUAGAACCCCAGAAUAUUAGAGCUGUAUGGGGCCUCACAAGUGAUUAAAUUCUAGCCUCAUGUUUUAUAGAUGAAAAACAUAGCCAGGGAGAUUAAAUGACUUACCCAAGGUCACUGAACUUGAUGGUAGGUCUUCUGACUACUAGUCUAGCUUGCUAUUAUCUGUUACUUUUCUUAUAAAUAGAAACAAGGGUGCUUCCUGUCAUUUCUAGUAUUUAGCAUCAUAAAAAAGAAAAGGAAGUAAUUGAAUCCAAUCCAUUUACCCCUGCUACUUCAUCUCUGGUAAGUAACCAGUUGGUCAUCUAGCUUCUGCUUGAAUACUUCUAAUGUUUGGAGAAUCCUUUACUUAGUGGUGGUGGCCAUUUUGGAAAGCUGUACUUGAAAGAUGGUUUUGUGUACUGAACCAAAAAUCUGCCUUUCUGGACCAUCCUGGAAUUGUCGGACCAGUAGCUUCCAAGGUGGGAUGUGUGGAGGUAUGCACAAGGCCAUCCUUUGAGGUAAGGGAAGAAAAUAUCUGUGUAUAUUUAUUUUUUAUCUUAAAAAGAGAAAAUUAGCUUUUUGCUAAUAUUUAAAAUAUGGCUUGAUAUGAGAUAUCUGACUUGGCCUACAUAGCAUACCUAUCAUUUAGCAGGGGUGAUAUUAAAAACAAAAAAUUCUGUGGCUGAAGCACUGACCAAUCAGAAUGAAUGAUGGUCACAAGCAGUCUGGUCCAAAAUCAGCCCUGCACACUAGAUACCUGAGGGAAAACUGGGAAUAACUAAAUGUAAGUUGAUGGUGGUUUGUUUUAUUGCAGUUUAUCUGUGUGUGGUUAAGUGGAUUUAAGGCUUAUCAAAUGAUUCUUGUGAAUAACCACAAAUUGAAGAUAAUACAAUAAAACAAGCACAAGUGAACAAGUGGAAAAUGAUAGAGCCUUUUCCUUAACCUCCCACUAAUCUGUCCUUUCAAGAUAAAGUUACCAUUUUAACAAUGAGUGAGAAAGUGACAACUUUUCUAAAGGAACUAAUUUUAUGGAGAGAGUGUUUUGAAAACUAAUAUUUUGGAGUGUUUUCACCAUUAAACAAUUGCCAAAAACCAGAUAUCUAUAAAAACGUAUUUUUACACACUUAAUAGAGAUAUUCUAACCUAUAAAAUAUUCCAAAAAGGAUCAUUUCCAUGGGUUUAAUUUGUUAAAAAUAUAACACCUUCCUCUUAACAUUUAACAACAACUAAUUGACAUCUGGGAAGAUUAUUAUUGUCAGAUGAGACUGAAAAAUGAGUAUACUUUAGUAAAUCUUCCAUUCAGAUAUCCUUUCAGUUGGAACCCCAUAUCGCCUUACUAUCCUAAUGAAUAGAAAUUCUUGUUAUAACCACAAAAGGAAAUAAAGUAUACCAGUGUAGGAGUGUAGAAAUUAAUUAAAUUAAUUUUUUUUUUCUGCAAGAUGAAAUGACAAUACUUAGAAAACAAGUGAAUUGACCAAAAAAAUACUAGAGGUUAAAAAUGAACUUAGCAAAGUUGCUUUCCUAAAUACAAUUCAAAAUAGACUGAGAUUGAUUGGUAUGGAAUCAUUGAUAUGAUUCCAUCACUAUGACAUUCUGGGAAAGGAGGGAGAACAGAUCUAUGGUGGUUUAGAAGCUGGCGUGGGGAGAUUUACUAUGCAAAGGGGCAGGAAGAAACAUUUGGGUGAGAGCCUUGAUUGCGGUGAUGUAUAUACCUUGUUAGAAUUCACAGAACUGUACACUUUAUAAAGAAAGGUGAAUUUUACUGAAUGUAAAUUCUCUCUCAAUACACUUGACUUUAAAAAGUGGACUGAGAAAAGGUGAUUUCAUUCCCAAAGGGGGCAAAAAUCAGUAUAUACGUGGGUGUUCAUACGAGCAUUAUAAAAUGAAAAGCACAGUGGAGCAAUAAAGGAAGAUCCUUAAUAGUAAGAGCCUCUUCCUGGUUGGAAAGACCAAAGACAGCCAAGCUGACUUUGGGCACACUAGGGCCGUAGCGCGAGGGAGGACUCGUGGUCGGACUGCGCAGGUGGGUUCCUGCCCGGGGGCGGGGCCUCGGGAGCGCGGGGCCUCGGGAGCCCUGGGCCUACGGAGCGCUGGGCCUCGAGAGCCGGCUGCUGGGGACCCAAGUUCCAAGGUCUGGAGGCCGAGGAGACAUGGCCACCACCCGUGACGCUGAGAUCCGGAAGGACGUGCAGACCUACUACGGGCAGGUGCUGAAGAAAUCAGCAGACCUCCAGACCAAUGCGUGUGUCACUGCAGCCAGGCCAGUCCCUAAGCACAUCCGGGAAGCCCUGCAGAAUGUAAAUGAGGAAGUAUCCUUGAGAUAUUAUGGCUGUGGUCUGGUCAUCCCUGAGUGUCUGGAAAACUGCUGGGUUUUGGACCUGGGGAGUGGAAGUGGCUGAGACUGCUAUGCACUUAGUCAGCUGGUUGGUGAGAAGGGACAUGUUACCGGAAUAGACAUGACAGAAGGUCAGGUAGAAGUGGCUAACAAGUACAUUGAAUAUCACAUGGAAAAAUAUGGCUUCCAGGCACCCAAUGUGACUUUUAUUCAUGGCUACAUAGAGAAGUUAGGAGAAGCUGGAAUCAAGAAUGAGAGUUAUGAUAUUGUUAUAUCCAGUUGUGUCAUUAACCUUGUACCUGAUAAACAGCAAGUGCUGCAGGAGGUAUAUCGAGUGUUAAAGCACGGUGGGGAGCUAUAUUUCAGUGACGUCUAUGCUAGCCUUGAAUUGCCAGAAGAAGUCAGGACACACAAAGUUUUAAGGGGUGAGUGCCUGGGUGGUGCUUUGUACUGGAAGGACCUUGCUAUCCUUGCCCAAAAAAUUGGGUUCUGCCCUCCACGUUUGGUCACUGCCAAUUUAAUUACAGUUCAAAACAAGGAACUAGAAAACAUGAUCUGUGACUGCCGUUUUGUUUCUGCUACAUUUCGCCUUUUCAAACUCCCUAAGACAGGACCAACCAAAAGAUGCCAGGUUAUUUACAAUGGAGGAAUCACAGGACACGAAAAAGAACUAAUAUUUGAUGCAAAUUUCACAUUUUAGAAAGAUGAAACUGUUGAAGUGGACGAAGAAACAGCAGCUAUCCUGAAGAAUUCACGAUUUGCCCAAGAUUUUCUGAUCAGGCCAAUUGGAGAGAAGUUGACGACAUGUGGAGGCUAUACUGCUCUUGAAGCAAAGGAUAUAAUAAAAGAUCCAUUCAAGCUUGCAGAAGGGUCUGACAAUGCGAAGUCCAGAAGUCCCCCUGAAGCUGCCAGCGGCUGCUGAGGCACAGAGAAGUGCUGCUAAAACAACAGCUGACCAGAAGACAGUGGGCAGGAGGUGAAAGAAUGAGUUACACGUCUUAACCUGCUCUUCCCCACAGCCCAUACCACAAGAAAGAAUAAAAGGCAAAACUCCACCGUAUUUUAGAUUAAAAUUAAUGAAUUAUUUUUACAAAGUAUUAAUUAAAGGUUCACAGCAAAAUCAUCUAAAGACUAGUUAAGCAGUUUUUCUCUUAACUGAGUCUGGUGCCACCUAGUGGCAAGAAAUGGAACUGAGAAGCAGUCUGAAAGCUUGGCUGAUGGGCAAGAAAGGCUUCGGAAAUAACAGUUGGCCAAGGGCCUCAGGGAGAACAUCUUCCUUCUGACCUGCAUAGCACCUUUUGGACUUUUCACCAUGUUUUUUCAUUAAACAGAGCUCCUACUGAACUCAUGCUAAUCAUGCCAAAAGAUUGCCAAAUCAAAUUUGGUAGGAGUGCUCUUGAGGUAAUUGGUCUUUUAAAUCAAACAAUUUUUUUUCUUCUUUUUAAUGUGCAGUUGAAUGAAGAAAACAAACAGGUAAUCAUUUUUUGACCUCAGUUUACCCUAAUGUGUGACAAAAUAAUGACCAUCUGCAGUAAAUCUUAACCGGAUCAGGAAAAGAGUUUGAUAAUUUUUUUUUUUUUGCAGUACGCAGGCCUCUCACCGUUGUGGCCUCUCCCGCCUCAGAGCACAGGCUCCGGACGCGCAGGCUCAGCGGCCAUGGCUCACGGGCCCAGACGCUCCGCGGCAUGUGGGAUCUUCCCGGACCGGGGCACGAACCCGCGUCCCCUGCAUCAGCAGGCGGACUCUCAACCACUGCGCCACCAAGGGAAGCCCAAGUUUGAUAAUUUUUAAAAGACAAGCUAGGAGAUGUAAAAAUGGUAGGUUUUCUUUUCCUUUAUAAGCUGCCCUGGUUAAACUUUUAGGAAAGUAUUAAAUUUAGUUCUAGUUUCCAUAGUUAAAGAAGAAGAUUGAGGAAUAUUUCAAGGAUGGUUAUAUCAUUAGAAAUUAAGAGCAUUAAGGGAAGGUUCAAGAGUGAGUAAAUAAAUUGAAGACCAGUUGUACCUGAAGACUUUGUCAGGGGCACAGAAAGUGUAAGUCAUAUAUAAGCCAUGGUCCUUGUCAUCGGGAGCUGAUAGUUCAGUUUUUAAAUAACAGCCUUUAAGCAAUGAAGAAUUUUAAUAAGAAAAUCUCAACUAGUCGCUCAGAGCUCAGUGCAAAAAGAAUAAGAGGGGAGGGACUUCCCUGGCGGUCCAGUGGUUAAGACUCUGCUCUUCCAAUGCAGGGGGCGUGGGUUCCACCCCUGGCUGGGGAACUAAGAUCCCACGUGCCACAUGGCACAGCCAAAAAAAAAAAAGGGGGAAAUUGGCAUGACCCAAGAAAUUUUUUCAUUAGAGGUAUGGGAAUACAAGAGGUCUUGUAAAACAUUGGAAUGAAUUUUACAGGACAGACCCCUCUUUUAACAAAGCUGUUCAAAAUGGAGAAAUUCUCAGAUUUCUGAGUGGGUUCAGCUGUAGACCCUAACUUAUUACUACAAAGCGAGGAAAGGGCAGAUGGUAUCUUUUAAGCCCGAUUCAUCUGUGUGACCUUGAUUCUAAACAGUGCUUUCUUGGUUCUAGCGUUCAAUAUCUACCCAAUCAUAACCUACUUCAGUGACAGCAUUAGUUAGAAUGGUACAGCUGGGAUUAGGCAUACUUUACUAUUCAUGAAUGCUCGAUGGUCCUGAGAGGGGAAAAGGUGAAAAGAAAGAGUGUUCUGGUUAUUUGGUUUAUUAGGCUUUUCAAAAUUUAUGAGGAAGAGGUAUUAGCCUUAGCUUGUCAUUCUGAACUUCUCAGUUCCCCCAAAAGAUGUUGAGUGAUGAUAUUGGUCUAGAAAUUCACAUUGUUCUUUUCCUAAGAAUAACAUACUUUAGGGCUUCCCUGGUGGCUCAGUGGUUAAGAAUCCGCCUGCCAAUGCAGGGGACACGGGUUCAAGCCCUGGUCUGGGAAGAUCCCACAUGCCGCGGAGCAACUAAGCCCAUGCACCAUAACUACUGAGUCUGUGCUCUACAGCCCACAAGCCACAACUACUGAGCCCGCGUGCUACAACUACUGAAGCAGGUGUACCUAGAGCCCGUGCUGCACAACAAGAGAAGCCAGCACAAUGAGAAGCCCGUGCAGCACAAUGAAGAGUAGCCCCCACUCGCCGCAGUUAGAGAAAGCCUGUGCCCAGCAACAAAGACCCAAUGCAGUCAAAAAUAAAUAAAAUAAAUAAAAAUUAAAAAAAAAGAAUAACAUACUUUAUACAUUAUUUUCAUUUAUUAAAAAUAUACAUUUUGGGCUUCUCUGGUGUCGCAGUGGUUGAGAGUCCACCUGCCGAUGCAGGGGACAUAGGUUCGUGCCCCGGUCCGGGAAGAUCCCACAUGCCGCGGAGCGGCUGGGCCCGUGAGCCAUGGCCGCUGAGCCUGCGCAUCCGGAGCCUGUGCUCCGCAAUGGGAGAGGCCACAACAGUGAGAGGCCCGUGUACCGCAAAAAAACAAAAAACAAACAACAACAACAACAAAAUAUAUAUAUACAUUUUAAGAAUUGUAUUUGAUCUGGAAUCUAGAAAAGAUAUAUAUUAGACAAUAUAAAAUUAAAGUAGAUAUGUUUUACCCAGAGAAAUGCCAUAAACAGUUACUUAAAUAUUCAAAAAUAGGUGAAAUAGACAACUAGGAAUAUUUGAUCCUUAUGAGAGUGAGAGGCAGUAUGGAAUGAUGAUUAAGAGCAAAAAGCUGACGCCAAACAUUUUCGUUUUUUCCCUCUUAACUCUGCCAUUUAGCAUUUUGGCCUUGAGAAAAUAAUUUAACAUCUCUGUGCCUUCGUUUCAUCUGUAUGAAGUUCUCUGAAAGAGCGCGUGGCACAUGGUUUAGAUUAUUAUUAGUUUAGAUCUACUGAUACAUGGUUGCUGCGAGCAUGUGAUGUCAGGACCAGCUAAAGACCAAUGCUUCUUUUGCUGCCAGGACGUGGUUUAUGAAGCUGCCUGUAGGUCUUUUGACAGCGGGCAGCUUUACCUCCAACAUUUUAUUAGAACCAUUUUCAAAUAUACAGAAAAGUUUAAAGAAUUAUAGUGAUGACCCCUUUACCCACCACCUAGAUUAUAUACUUGUCAACCUUCUGCAAUCAUUUAAUACGUUUUAACAUAUUUACUAACAGCAGUGCCAUAGAAACAGAGGCCUAAUUCUUCCCUCGCCACAAACCUUUUUCAAAAGAUAUUGGACUUAAAGAGUUAAAGGAGCAGAUUUUCUCUUAAUUGAUUAUUGUAUCAAAUACAGUAUUUUCAGUGCUUCAUUAUCGCAGGGGGAGGAUUUAUUAAAAAUCAUGGAAGCCUGCAGAGGCUUUUCAGCUUUUACCUGCUGGGGGAGGCACAGCAGUAGCCUAAACAGGACCCCUACCCCCACACCCCUUAAGGCACACAUGGCUUUAAAGGUCAUGCCAAGACAGCAGCAGAACCCUCUCCUCUUAACUGAUUCUUGGCCUUUCUUCUGAUGGCUCCCAACCUUAUUAGGUUGGGAGACCUAUUACAUGAGUUCAGCAAGAAAUAUGAACCUAUCUAUCCAUUUCUUUGUAAAACAAAGAAUGUUGCUUGCUGUCAGGUUCUGCAAAGAUUAAGUUGUUAGCUACUGCUGCCACUGAUGACAGUACACCCUGAAAGGAAUUCAGGACGAAAAACAGGAUGAACCACUCUGUGCUUUGGAAAAACAGGUCCCUUAGAUAGUUAGAUAUAGCUCAAGAAAAAUUUUUAUGAACCCAGAUUCUUACAUCUUUACAUACAUAGAAAAGCACUAAAAUGAUUAACUGAGAUAUCUGUUCCUUGUGACUAGCAGUAACCUUUCACUGAGAUGUAUGCUUGAUUACACAUAUUCCCCAGACAAAAUCAUCUUUACACUGGAUUCUCCCCCUAGCUCUUUAGAGCAGUCCCCCCAGAGCUACCAAGAGGCUGAUUCCCAGGCUAGAGUCCUCAGUAAGACCCUGAAUAAAACUCAACUCACAACUCUUACGUUGUGUAUUUCUCUUUCAGUCGACAUUUUCAUUAAGUCACUAAAUAUUAACUAUGUACCUACUGUGUAGCAGGCACCAUCCUAGGCCUGGAUUGCUAACAAUGGAAUACUAUGCACCCCGGGGGCCAACAGGAUAAAAACAGCCAGGCAUAUUUUCUGAACUUUGUUGGUACCUGUCCUCACUUCUGUGCUUUGCCAAGUUUCUUCAAUUGUACACAUGCCACAAUUUGGAUCUAAACAGGGUUUCUUUUGUAGACCCUGCCCUAAGAGUCAGCAGAGGGAGGUCUCACUAGAUAGUCAGAAUGAACUCUUUUGUAAAUAUGAAGCUGGAAGUAGACAAUCCUAAUAAUAACCCAUGACUUGAGCUUUACUGCUUCAUUCCAGUCUCUGUUCAACUGCUGAUCCUGCAGUUCCCGUAAGCACAGCUCCCACUGAGGUUAAUGGGAGUGUUCUGCGAAUGUAAGUUUUGUACUUCAUCUUCUGCCGAGUGAGCCUUGCUUGUCUUGGAUGGUUGACCGUCGUCCCGAUCCCCUUCCCCAACAGGCCACACUAGUCCCUCCUUUCAUGUAGCAGAGCCGUACAGCAGUGACAGGCUCCAGGUGAAGGGAAAAUCAAUUGAGGACAGAAGUGUUCUGUCCGUUGCCUCAUAUAAUAGCAGAGUGCCUCCUAUAUACUGUCCAGAAGCCAGAGAGAGUAAAAAAGUAGAAUGGUGAAUUGAUGAUGUUCUGGGUGCUCUGUAAGCCAGACUUGUGUCCUCUGACUUUGCAAACUAGGCUGAAAGCCGUUAACCUUCUUCUCAUUCAUGGAAGGAAAAGUGAUGCAGGAGACAGAAAGCAGGUGUUCUUUCUAGAUCUGACUCUACUGCUGAAUUAGCUACUUGCCCCUCGGAAAAUCAUUUGUCCACUUUGGGGUUCGCUUUCUCCAGCUGUAAAAUGAGGUUUUGAACUUGGCAUACUCUAAGUUCCCUUCCAACUCAGACACAGACUUAUAGGUCUAGAUUCUGGAGAGGUUACAGAAUUUAAAAAAAUUGUUUGAACUAGUUGCCCACAUUUAUAAACCAGAAGGUUUUCCAUAACAUAUGAAUUUCUGGCUUCUCUUGAAAAAUUGGCAACAUGAGCUCUGCAUUUUGCACAGCUGCCAUGGCCCCAGUGAGUAUUGGCUCCCCUGUUACACAGGGAGUGUCCCUUUAGGCACCGUCCCUACCCAGUCAAUGUUGCCGACCCCUGUAGGCUUUUUGAGUUUGUGGCCCCAUUUUAGGACUAGAAUUAGCACAGUGUCAUCAAAAUUAAAAGUGAGGGUAUUUUCCCCAUUAUAGUUCAAAUGAUGGCAGGCCUAUGGCUUAAUCUAUGACUCUGACUUACAUGUUUAAUUCAUUACAAGCAGAAGCCAAGAAGGGCACGUGGAGCUUGGCAGGGAUGCUCACAGGAGGGAACCAAAGAGCACUGGAGCUGCUUAUGGUAAUUUGACAUAUAACUCAGAGCCUGUUUGUGUUAGGUGAGGCGUCCUGGACGGUUUAUUCUCUGUUCUGAGUUAACAAGCUUCCAUCACAUCCCUUUCUUUGUGAAUAGGAAAUGAGCAUCCUCAGGAAAGCAGAGCCUCAAAAUGUCAAGUUGCUCGGGAGGAAAGGUUUGCACAGCAAGCGCAGAAGGAUUGGUAUGGCUUCUAGGCUUAGUAGUUAAUCUUGUAUUAACUGUCCUUAUUUUCUUUUUCUUAUUAACCUUAUUCCUUUCAAGGGACCUAACUAGGGAAAUGUUGUGAAGGAGGUGUUUUUAUUUUUGCUUUUCAAUCAUGUAACAGGAGCCCAUGAGGCAACCCUUUACAAAUGGUGAUUUCUCAUGGUAAAGAGGAAAAUUCAUUGCUUCGUGUGCUAUUUAUAAACCAUGCCAAAUAUCCCCAGUUGUUUCUUUUCUGAAGAGAGCUCCCCUAUGCCUCCCUCAUAAUGCUGAUUUUUCAGAGGAGAACACUGAGGCUGAUUUUAAAUGACUUGCACGGUGGGAGUACAGUCUAAGACGGGUUAGAACCAAGACUACACCUAGCUCUUCUGACUCCUGGCGUACCCCUGCAUCAGAGGGUUUGUCCUUGCUCUCCUUUCGGGGAUUCCCAAAUUUUAAAAUAUAGAAUUAAAAAGGGAAAUAAUUACUAUAAAAGUAAAGAUAAUGGUUACAUCUAGGGUAGAGAACAUGUGUGUGAUCUGGAAGGGCUAUAUAGGGGUUUUCUCAACUAGGGGGUGGCUCCCGUUACCAUUAUAAACAAUUACAAAGUGAACAUAAGGGGCUUCCCUGGUGGCACAGUGGUUGGGAAUCCGCCUACCAAUGCAGGGGACACAGGUUCGAGCCCUGGUCCGGGAAGAUCCCACAUGCUGUGGAGCAACUAAGCCCAUGCACCACAACUACUGAGCCUGAGCUCUAGAGCCCACGAGCCACAACUACUGAGCCUACGUGCCACAACUACUGAAGCCUGCGCAUCUAGAGCCUGUGCUCCGCAACAAGAGAAGCCACUGCAGUGAGAAUCCCACGCACUGCAACAAAGAGUAGCCCCCGCUCGCUGCAACUAGAGGAAGCCAGCGCACAGCAGCGAAGACCCAAUGCAGCCAAAAAUAAAUAAAUUAAAAAACAACAACAACAAAGUGAACAUAAUCUUUGCCUGGGACUGUCCUAGUUAGCUUCAAACUAGGUUAAUUACUGAUAGUACCUUUUUUUCCACUCUCAAACAGGUUCUGUUUUAAAUGAUAAAUUAUGUGGUCAGCUACUAUACAUUUAUGCUUUAUGAACCUUUAUAUAUGUUUAUUAUAUGUCAAAAACUUUUUUAAAGUUAAAAAAUAUAUAUCCAGAAAUCUGACCUAUGUUCAGGGGGCCAAGGCCCACCUGGGAAACCUUGUGUUUGCUCUAAGAAUCAUGAUUACUGCACAGACCACCGUGGCCACAGCUGUGAUUCAGGUGUGGACUUCCAGAGUUGGGGGUUGUGGUGUUCCAUCUUGGUUUUCUGGGGGCUUCUGUGGCAUGAGAUAGUCGUCUCUGUUUGUUUGUCCUAUAUGUUGCUGGAGAAGUGGUGUAUCCCUUAGUCAUAGUUGUGAAAGUCAGUCAAGAUAAUAUGUGAGAAAGUGCUUUGUAAACUGUGAAGAUUUUUUUCUGCAUGGAGUGGUAGGAGUUCCCUAAAUCCAAUUGGCAGGCAGGGCCUCAGCAUCGCUGCACUGGCACCUGUCAGUUAAUCUUCUUGUAAUACAGCUCCUCUACUUAGAACAUUCUAUAGCUCCUGAAGAAUGAAAUCUAAACUCCUAAACUUGGCAUUCAACCCACCCCAACCAACUUUCCAACAUUAUUCUUGCUGUUCCUCUUCAAGGGCCAUAGAACCAAAUUCAAGCAUAUGGUGUUCUAAAAAUGCUGCUCCCUUUCCAACCUCAUCUCACACUUUUCUCUCCAGUAGAAUGCCUUUUUCCUCUUUCUUUUCUCUCAAUCCCUUUUUCUUGGACUGAAUAUUUGUCCCUCCUCCUUGCAUUCAUAUAUCGAAGCCCUAACCCCCAGAGUGCUUGUAUUUGGAGAUGAAGCCUCUAAGGAAGUAAUUAAGGUUACAUGAGGCCAUAAGGAUGGGGCCCUGAUCCAACAGGAUUAGUGUCCUUAUAAGAGAUACCAGUGAGCUCUUGCUCUCUCUCCAUGUAUGCACUCAGAGGAAAGGCCGCUUGAGGACAAAGGGGUCAUCUGCAAGUCAGGAAGAGAGCUCUCACCAACAACCGACCUCACAGGACCUUGAUCUGGGACUUCAGACUCCAGAACUGUGAGAAAAUAAAUUUCUGUUGUUUAAGCCACCCAGUCUAUGGUAUUUUGUUAGGAUAGAGCAGACUAAAACACCGGUUCUUUGAGUAGCUUUUUCAUCUGCAUAUCUAAAAAUGUCUCUAUUCUAACCUAUUUUUAGUUCCUCUGGGAUACCUAUUUGUUUAUUUUAAAUAUCUCAAAGACCAACUCAAAGACCAUGGAGCUUCCCUCGAUUCCUGCAUUUUAUUUUGUAUUUCUUUUUAAGACAUUCAAUGUUCUAUCCUGCACUAUGUAGUUAUUUAGUACAUGUUUGCUGACCUCCUUACUAGUAAGUUUUUGGGGUAACCUCUGAUUCAAUAUUAUAGCUCCACAAUGCCUAGUACAGCGCCUGGAGCUUAUUAGAUACACAAUCUAUAUAAGUUGAAUGAGGGAACAAAUGAAUGAAAAAGAAAAAAAGAAAUGGGGUGAGAAAUAAGACACAAA
Molecule: messenger RNA, 14142 nt
Organism: Orcinus orca (killer whale)
Lineage: Eukaryota; Metazoa; Chordata; Mammalia; Artiodactyla; Delphinidae
Gene: AS3MT
Product: arsenite methyltransferase
Exons: 11
Biological process (GO): arsonoacetate metabolic process; toxin metabolic process
Cellular component (GO): cytosol
Molecular function (GO): arsenite methyltransferase activity
Source: RefSeq, a predicted model, not a curated record